AUGGUCAGGGACUCCGAUCGUUCGGUCGACCACGAUCGGAACAAUCGUAAACGCCCUGCGAACGAAGAACACCAGGAUGAUCUACCGCAGCCAUACAAUGCGAAGUCACUCCAACCAGCAAAGCGACGCGCCCUUUCGCCAUCCGACCAACCCCGAAAGUUGAAGCGCCCUGGAGCGCGUGCGCGUAUCUCAGAGGCGGAGCGCGAAGCAAUUCGACAGCGCCAGCUCGAUCGAGAACGCGAAGCUGCUGCUGAUGAAGCUGCCGAAGCCGAACAGGAGAGGAUUCGAAACAAUAGCGAUCUCGUCAGACAGCACUACAACAAUGUACCGGAGCGCGGUCGCGACUGGAGGACAAGGGAUAGCAAGAUCAAGGGACUUCGGGUUUUCAACAAUUGGAUCAAGAGCUGCAUCAUUCAGCGCUAUUCACCCGACGAAGAUCAUACACCAGGCUCGCGCGAGGCUGGGCGCUCUAGCGGGAAAGACUUGCUUGUGCUCGAUAUGGGAUGCGGAAAGGGCGGCGAUCUCAACAAGUGGCAGCAGGCUCCUCAGCCUAUUCAGCUUUACGUUGGCCUCGAUCCUGCUGACGUGAGUAUCGAGCAAGCCCGCGACCGCUACAGAACAUUGGGCAGCCGUGGUGGACGAGGAGGAAGAGGUGGACACCGACGACCGCCACCUCGAUUGUUCGAUGCUCGCUUUCAUGUUAAGGAUUGUUUUGGUGAUACCAUCGAGAACCUUGAGAUUAUCCAGCAAGUUGGAUUUGACCCUUCACCCAUGAACCGUCGAGGUUUCGACGUCGUCAGCAUGAUGUUCUCCAUGCACUACGCUUUCGAAUCCGAGAAGAAUGCGCGCAACAUGCUCCGCAAUGUGGCUGGAGCGCUCAAGAAGGGAGGUCGAUUCAUUGGCUGCAUUCCUAACUCUGAUGUUCUCGGCGAACGAGUCCGCAAAUUCAACGAAGAGGCAGCCGCCAAGCGCGCUGCUAAGCAGCAAGAGGAGAAGAACGGCGACGGCUCAACAACGCCACAACAAGUAGAGCCAGAGGACGGCGAGCUGGAGGAGGGUGAGGCUGAGCCGACCGCUGAAUGGGGGAACACCAUCUACCGCGUGCGCUUUCCUGAUAAGACACCAGACGACGGCGUGUUCCGUCCCGCCUUUGGAUGGAAAUAUAACUUCUUUCUAGACGAAGCUGUGGAGGAAGUUCCCGAGUACGUAGUACCUUGGGAAGCCUUUCGUGCGCUCGCCGAGGAUUACAACCUCGAGCUGCAGUUUCACCGCACCUUUCCCGAGAUCUGGGAGGCUGAGAAGGAUGACAGGGAGCUAGGUCCCUUGAGCGAGCGCAUGGGCGUACGUGAGCGUGGUGGUGGUCCCCUUCUCGUAUCCGACGAGGAGAUGGAAGCUGCUAGCUUUUACGUCGGUUUUUGUUUCUACAAGGUCUAA
This is a messenger RNA of Fusarium sp. VM40, 1434 nucleotides long. Lineage: Eukaryota; Fungi; Ascomycota; Sordariomycetes; Hypocreales; Nectriaceae. The record is from the annotation of a GenBank genome assembly.